Racocetra persica is the source of this 140-nucleotide messenger RNA. The record is from the annotation of a GenBank genome assembly. NCBI's taxonomy places the organism in Eukaryota, Fungi, Glomeromycota, Glomeromycetes, Diversisporales, Gigasporaceae.
GUGACAAUGUUGAAGAAAACAAAAGCAAAAAACAAAUAGAUCUUUUUAAGGCCCGAAUAGCUAGAGAAUCACCUUUAAUUUUACCAUCACAUACUCUAAUUACUCCUGCUAUUACAAAUGAAGAAACUGCUAAAAAAUAA